Messenger RNA from Podospora bellae-mahoneyi, 470 nucleotides. RefSeq lists its product as uncharacterized. The record is from RefSeq and is a predicted model, not a curated record. Bases 1 to 408 code for a protein of 135 amino acids. Lineage: Eukaryota; Fungi; Ascomycota; Sordariomycetes; Sordariales; Podosporaceae. The transcript has 4 exons.
AUGGCGAAUGCGGUGUUGAAGAGAGCGAGAGGGCUAUUUGAUGAGGAGUUGAAGAGGGAGAUUAACAUGAAGAGUACGUAUAGGAGCAGGAUUAAUAUCAAGUUCGGUCGGCACUAUUUUGACUUUCUUGGGCAGCAGACAUAUAACACUUCUGGCGGGGUGGAUUGGUCAAAGGGGACGAUCAUGUUUGACUUUCCCUCGUACCGACCGAGUGUGGGCGAUGAGAAGAGGUUUAACGAGCCGUUUUAUCGCAAGGUUGCCAAUGCUCUGAUCGACGAGUUCCCCUGCAGACCUCAUUGGACCAAGAAUACGAGGGAGUAUCUGGCCCGGUUCAAAGCUGUGAGGCAAAAGUUUGAUCCGAAUGGUAUCUACCGGAAUGUGAUUGGCGAGAUUUUGGAGAUGUAUUGAGCGAUUGGGUAGCGUGUUGAAGGCAGCGAAACGGAGAGCAAUGAAGAGUUGUUCAUCAUGCA